AUGUCCAACUACGAACAGAUUUCCCGCCAGGCCGAGGCAGACCUCAACACCUACCAGGCCAAGACCGGCGCCGCCCGUCCUCCGUCAAAUAACGAUGCCGGAGUCGACGUCAACGUUGAGAAGAAGUUCGAGGGGGCCGAGGUUGCUUACGGGGACGAUUUGAGCACGAACAGAGGGUACAACAAGCGUAUCCCUCCGAGUGAAGGAGGCGACCUUGAUGCACGUGGAAGACAAGCUAGAGGCCAUCUGUACGAAGGCCCAGGAGGCCCCGAGGACAAGAUCGCCCAAUCCUACAGCCAGAACCCCGGCCGAAACGACCCCGACGUCGUAGAUGCGGACGUCGACGAGACGCAGGGCCUCAGCCAGAAAGACGACCUCCUCGCCCAGGGACAGGCCGCGUCCAGGCAGAACGUUGGCAAGAACCCGCCGGGCCCGGGAGGCUCGCAGUUCAAGGGCAGCGACUACUACAUGCCCGAGAGCGUGCAGGACAGCAUCUCGGCCGAGGGCUGGACUGCGCCGGAGAGCGUGACGCAGGCGAGUCGGGAGACGGAGGGGUAUUCGGCGAACCGGAACCAGUAA
Trichoderma citrinoviride is the source of this 579-nucleotide messenger RNA. RefSeq lists its product as hypothetical. The transcript is spliced from 2 exons. Bases 1 to 579 code for a protein of 192 amino acids. The record is from RefSeq and is a predicted model, not a curated record. NCBI's taxonomy places the organism in Eukaryota, Fungi, Ascomycota, Sordariomycetes, Hypocreales, Hypocreaceae.